ACUCAAUCGACUCAAAAACAAACGUCAUCAGUAAAAUAGUGUUUCUUGACGAUUUUGCCGAAAACUUUAAACAAAAUAUUAAUUAAAUAAAAUGUUUACUUUGUGGACACUAAUUGAAGCUUCUCUUUUAUGUUUAAAUGCAGUAUGUGUUUUACAUGAAGAACGUUUCCUGGCCAGAAUUGGCUGGGGUGCUCAACAAAUGAAUCAAGAGUUUGGACAACCUACGGUUAAGGCUCAAGUUUUAAAUUUAAUUAGAUCUAUACGUACAGUGGCCAAAUAUCCCUUGAUAUUUCUAAAUAUAGUGGCCAUAAUAUUUAAAUUAAUAUUAGGCUAAAUAAUAAAUAUGAAUGUGUGUUUGAUGUUUAAUAUCUUAAUAAAUAGUUAUUUUUUAUACAAAUUUUUA
This is a messenger RNA of Lucilia sericata (common green bottle fly), 403 nucleotides long. RefSeq names its product immediate early response 3-interacting protein 1. The transcript is spliced from 3 exons. Lineage: Eukaryota; Metazoa; Arthropoda; Insecta; Diptera; Calliphoridae. Gene Ontology annotation, cellular component: COPII-coated ER to Golgi transport vesicle; endoplasmic reticulum membrane; Golgi membrane. Gene Ontology annotation, biological process: endoplasmic reticulum to Golgi vesicle-mediated transport. The record is from RefSeq and is a predicted model, not a curated record. Bases 92 to 334 code for a protein of 80 amino acids.